AACAAAAGCUGAUAUAAACGGAUCGAUUGUCAUAUGCAGCGCCCUCGUUGGCGAUUGCAACUCGAGUAUCCGCAGUGCCGACUUUUUCUAUCAUUUUGGUGUAACAGCAGGUGUAUGCGUGCUACUGUUACGGCUCAGAGCGGUGCUGCCGUUGGGCUUACUGUCCCACUUGACAGUUUUCCACAUUGGCAUUGUGCUUUUCCGCCUGGCGAUCGGAAUCAUUGAUGUCAUCCUCGUUGAUUUUGAGAAGCGCGGCCAGUCCCUUUGCGUUUACCUCGAAAGCGCCGUUGCAAUGGGGCCCCGUUUAUACCUUUUUUGACACCGCCAUCGAUCUGUAUGUCACUAUUAUGAUUGCAUACUUUCUUGCAAGGCAUAUUCAUCAAUUGCGUGCUGCCCAAACUCAAGGGAACAUCCCAUCGUACGUUGGCAUUGUCGUACAAAAUAUACUCCGCACCUUGAUAUUGACAGUCGUCAAUCUUGCUUCGGCUGUCUUUAUACUUCGGGGGAACUCUCCAUAUGGCAUCAUGGUAAUCUGGCCUAUUGUCAAUACGCUUUUUGUAUUGCUUAUCGGUUAUGAUGUCGACCUUGCACAAGCUAUGCGUAGACUGCACUUUACAGUAUACGCACAUCGACUGCCGCCUCCGCAAACACCAGCAAUGACAUAUCCACAAGGAGGCAAUAAUCAUAAUGUAGACCCUUUCACAGCAAUAUCCUCCCAGUGUCCCUACUGUGGCCGUAGACGAUCAGACGAGUUGGCGACACCAGCAGCCCUUGACGAUGAAAGGCAUAGGUUUUUUCUCAGACAACGUGCGAUAUCAAUUACCCCUUCCUUUCUUGCCGCUACUACGCUAUCAUCCAGCAAUUCAAACGCUGAAUGUGGAAGCCGAGAAGCCUCUUAUUCUCCAAGUUAUCUCAGCGCUUUUCAGGCCUCAUGUUACGAAGAUUCGACAGUGGAUCUCUCGUCACCUCAUUCUCUACAGAGCAGUAAUCAAACUUUCACCCACCCUCUUUGUGACAAAUGUUUCUCGGCUUAAUCGAUACCACACUCACCGUCACCUAACGCUUCCACAACACCAUCACAAUGUUUACGGUCAUUCCGAGGCGUACCCGAAUAGUGCUCCUUCGCUUGCAGUAUCUAUGGAUAAAGAAGAAUUUCCCUAUGCCAACAAGAGCUUUUGGACAACGAUUUCACAGUGGUUUAACAAACGUAUCAUAGCAACUACAGUCGAUAGAAGAUACCCUUUUCACUUAUCGAAUAUACACAUACACACAUUCACACACACAAAGGUUUAAUAUACUAUGUAGUUUAAAUUUCACAAUUAUGCUCGUCUCUUGGCAUUCAUGUACAUAAUAUACUACUUACUGUCGUAUCAGAAU
Zychaea mexicana is the source of this 1377-nucleotide messenger RNA. RefSeq lists its product as uncharacterized. The coding region runs from base 225 to 1034 and encodes 269 amino acids. The record is from RefSeq and is a predicted model, not a curated record. The transcript is spliced from 3 exons. NCBI's taxonomy places the organism in Eukaryota, Fungi, Mucoromycota, Mucoromycetes, Mucorales, Lichtheimiaceae.